This is a messenger RNA of Microtus ochrogaster (prairie vole), 462 nucleotides long. Its product is annotated as zinc finger protein 124-like. NCBI's taxonomy places the organism in Eukaryota, Metazoa, Chordata, Mammalia, Rodentia, Cricetidae. The record is from RefSeq and is a predicted model, not a curated record. Gene Ontology annotation, biological process: regulation of DNA-templated transcription.
GCGGGAGGCCCGGAGCGCAGCCAUGGGGUCUGUAUCCUUCGAGGAUGUGGCUGUGAACUUCACCUCAGAGGAGUGGGCUUUACUGAAUUCUUCUCAAAAGAAGCUACACAGAGAUGUGAUGCAGGAAACCUUCAGGAACCUGGCUGCCGUAGCAAAAAAGCAGGAAGAUCAGACCCUUGAAGAUGAUUAUGAAAAUUUAAGGAAAAUUCUUCCCACUGAAGUUCAGACUGGAUACAGUCUAUGUGAGAAUCAAGAAUAUGCCGAGAAACAAGGCACUUACAAGGACUGUUGGAAAGUCUAUAGUCCUCCACAGUGCUUUCUGGAACAUCUGAAGACUCACACAGAAGAGGAACCUUCGAAUGUAAGCAAACUGAGGACGGUUUUAGUGGACACCGUGAUGUUCAUGGCCAUGAAGGAAUGCAUGUUAAAGAAAAACUUUGUGUUUUAAAGCAGGGUGGGAAA